GCUGCGCGGUGAGAGCCGCCAGGCGCUUCUCCCAUCACGGUCAUCCUCUCUCCGUCUUCAUACAAUGUUAUCUAUAUUCUCUAAACCAUUCAUCGACUGCUAAACUCAAGGUUUUGGAUUGAUUCUACCAUCUACAGUUUGCCAUGGCGACGGUGGUGAUGGAGCAGAUUGGCCGCCUGUUUAUCAACGCCCAGCAGCUGCGUCAGAUCCCUCAGCUGCUGGAGUCGGCCUUCCCCACGCUGCCUUGCACUGUGAAGGUGUCCGAUGUUCCCUGGGUGUUCCGCGAACGUCACAUCCUCACCGGCUACAGACAGCCGGACCAAAGCUGGCGCUACUACUUCCUCACCCUCUUCCAAAGGCACAAUGAGUCCCUCAACGUGUGGACCCACCUGCUGGCCGCAUUCAUCAUCCUGGUGAAGUGGCAGGAGAUGUCGGAGACGGUGGAUUUUUUGCGAGACCCUCACGCUCAGCCCCUCUUCAUUGUCCUCCUGGCAGCCUUCACCUACCUCUCCUUCAGCGCUCUCGCUCAUCUCCUCUCCGCCAAGUCCGAGAUCUCCUACUACACCUUCUACUUCCUCGACUACGUGGGGGUCGCUGUCUACCAGUACGGCAGUGCCCUGGCGCACUACUACUACGCCAUAGAGAAAGAGUGGCACACUAGGGUGCAAGGGUUCUUUUUACCCGCUGCAGCAUUCUUGGCCUGGCUUACUUGCUUCGGCUGCUGCUAUGGCAAAUACGCGAGUCCUGAGCUGCCAAAGUUCGCCAUCAAGCUCUGCCAAGUGGUGCCCUCAGCUUUGGCUUACUGUUUAGACAUAAGCCCUGUGGUCCACCGCAUCUACAGCUGCUACCAGGAGGGCUGCUCCGACUCGGUUGUGGCGUACCAUUUGUACCACGUGCUCUUUUUCCUAAUCAGCGCCUACUUCUUCUGCUGCCCUCAUCCAGAGAGUUUGUUCCCUGGGAAGUGUGACUUCAUCGGGCAGGGCCACCAGAUCUUUCACAUAUUCGUGGUGGUGUGUACCCUGACGCAGAUCGAAGCGCUGAAAACAGACUUCAUGGAGCGCCGUCCCUUCUACGAGCGCCUUCACGGCGACCUCGCACACGACGCCGUUGCACUCUUCAUCUUCACUGCCUGUUGCAGUGCCCUUACUGCGUUUUAUGUGCGUAAUCGUGUCCGUGCCUCUCUGCUCGAGAAGGAGGAUUAAGAGUUGAAACGAGAAAAGAAAAAAAGCCUAAUUUAUUUUCCUCUGUAGUGACCAUUCAUUCAAAUAUGUCCAAUGUUUUUGUCGAUGAAAGUUAUCAAUUUGUGAUAGUGACUUGUCAUUAUUUCUUCUCUAUGUGAUCUGCCAAACAACAGUGAAAAAAAAGAUGGAGGGUGUGUUUUUGUGACUUACAAUGAAGAAAUGGGAAUCUUCUAAUUUGUCUGUAGCAAUACAGGUAGUAUUUAAACACUGGAAAGAGUCCCUGCAUCUCAACUCUGCUCUUGUAUUAGUCUGUUUUUAGUAAUGGUCUAAAAGAAUGUGGUUUUACUUCACCGUACAAAAAAUACACUUUCUGUCAAGGUGAGCAGGAAAACUAAGAGACUAGUUUCUUAAAAAUGCCUUUUACCAAAUUGUAUUUAGAAUAAUCUGACUGUUUUAAUUAAAUUGUAACAUUUCAAAUCAUGCAAGCAUUUCUUUUUUACAAUUGUCCCAUAACACUUUGUAUAUUUCAGUCAGAUAAUAAUUCCAACCCAAUUUAAAUUGCUGGUCUUGAUAUAUAUUUCUGACACUUUUGAUUCUGCCCCGCUCUUUAGGGAUCAAAGCAGGGAUUCAGUUUUUUUAUUUAUCGAGGCGCUAACACUGUGCCACACUGAUGUUUAAACAUAUUCUCGAGAAGUUAAGAACCCAAUUUGAAAACCAAAUAUUGUACCUCUUAUUAAAAAAAAAUAAAAAAAGAGGAGAUUUUCUUUGGGUGAUAACGUUCUGGAAUUAUGUUGAAAAUGAGGCUGGCUCUCAGUAUUGGUAAAGAGAUGGAUAGAAGAUUACUGAUGUCUCUUUGUUGUCGUGACAAUGUUGAUCUUUUUUAUUCAAAGGGCUGGAACUUCAGCUUUUGCCUUUUCAUCUCCCAUGAUGUCAAAGCUUUUGCGCUCAUUGUUUUCAUUGUCGGUUGAUCAGAUUUGAGUCACAAAAACCGCGUCUGACUGGUGUUCUGCUUUCAGUAUGUUUUCUUUUUGUAUGAUGAAUAUGUACGUGCCUCUAUGCAUGUGUUUUGGUAUAUACUAUGGAUAUUAAGUGUGUGAAUGUCUAUGAAAGCUUAGCCUUGCACUUCUUUCUUACCCUGUAAAUAAGCUGUAUUUCUCUAGAAAGUCAUUUGCAUCCCAUUUUCGCUCCACCUAAUAGCACUCAGAACUGAAUGCAUCCUUUCUCUGGUGGAAAACAGCACAUUACUGUCUUGAUGCAUCCAUUCAGAGUGUGUUUUGUGUUCAGUGUCCUGCUGCCUUUGAAUUCAUUGGCUAUGAAUACAUAAUUUCAUACUGUUGCACUGUUACACUGAAGAGUCCCUAUCCCUCUUUUCUCUUAGUUUGAUGACUUUUGUUAUAAAAAAUAUCACACAGAUAAGGCUCACUGAUAAUGUUGCUUAGAUUUUUACCUCACAAAAUCUUUAAAUGUCAGAAAUGAUCUAUAUUCCUUACAGCACUCUCUGUUCAUGAUGGUGUUUAAUGUGCCAAUGAAUCUGUUAUUGCUUCAGUGACGGUACUACUGAGAGAUGAAUUCAGAGACAGACUGUCAGAAGUUGAUAAAUGAUGUCUUGACCUGACUGCGAACAUGUUACCGGUGAGAUUGAACCUUAACCUCCCUAAAUAUGAACCUUUCUAACUGUUGGCGUUACUGACCUGGUCUCAUCAUGCACUGCCUGAAAUCAACACUGUACAUACUGUAGCUGACAACACUGGCUAUGUUUACAUGCAUGGAGGAAUCUGUUGUUAAUGUGGUUAUUCUGGUUUUAUGUUGACUCUAACUCAGAGGAUCCUCCCUUGUUGUGCAUGGUUAUAAAUCCAUUGGCAACAAGAUAAAGGUUCUCAUUCACAAGGCUGAUUUUUGUAGAUCAAGUCUAUGGCGUCAUCGAAAGACUUCGUUACAGGCUAAUGAUAUCCAAUUGGCAAAUGAAGCCUGUAAAUCUCUCACCAGCCUUUCCUGUGACGUGAAUUUAUUGUCCUGAUCAAAAGAACCAAAAAUAUUACUACUGGGAUUAUAAUUUCUGUCCCAUGUGUUGGAGCUGCCGGAAAGUGACAAGUUUGUUUGACGCAACAUGGAUACUCUUAUCACAGAGUAUGUAAGUUGCAUGCCAAUUAAUCCUGAGAUCUAUGGAAUAUGGCCAGCACGUGUGUGUGUGUGUGUGUGUGUGUGUGUGUGUGUGUGUGUGUGUGUGUGUGUGUGUGUGUGUGUGUGUGUGUGUGUGUGUGUGUGUGUGUGUGUGUGUGUGUGUAAACGUAGCCUCUGAUGCCACCCAAGGUUUCCUUUCAUCCCUUUAUGAAAGCAGGGUGAGAGGGACCAGAAUGUCUUCUGCCUCUAAAAAAAUAUUUGUGACUGUACUAAUAUUCUGUUGUAUUUAAGAAAAUAAAGUGUUACAGUAACUUCCAA
Molecule: messenger RNA, 3620 nt
Organism: Cottoperca gobio
Lineage: Eukaryota; Metazoa; Chordata; Actinopteri; Perciformes; Bovichtidae
Gene: paqr7b
Product: progestin and adipoQ receptor family member VII, b
Exons: 2
Coding region: 144-1202 (352 amino acids)
Biological process (GO): response to steroid hormone
Cellular component (GO): plasma membrane
Molecular function (GO): steroid binding; nuclear steroid receptor activity
Source: RefSeq, a predicted model, not a curated record